This is a messenger RNA of Suillus subaureus, 1017 nucleotides long. RefSeq lists its product as uncharacterized. The record is from RefSeq and is a predicted model, not a curated record. NCBI's taxonomy places the organism in Eukaryota, Fungi, Basidiomycota, Agaricomycetes, Boletales, Suillaceae. The transcript is spliced from 11 exons. Bases 1 to 1017 code for a protein of 338 amino acids. Gene Ontology annotation, molecular function: oxidoreductase activity.
AUGUCUGGCAUAAUUCCUGAGUCAACACGGGCACUAGUCAUUAAGAAGUGCUCCGCGGAAGCAAAGCCUAUCUACCAUGAUGCUGUCCUGGAGACACGUCCACUGCAGCAACUAAAACAAGGAGAAGUCCUUGUGAAAAUGGGAGCCGUGUCGUUCAAUCAUCGAGAUCUUUGGAUACGCCUUGGACAAUAUCCAGGUAUCAACUUUGGAGUCGCCUUCGGUGCUGAUGGAGCAGGCACGGUAGUUGCAUCGGCAGAUUCAAAUGAUGUACUGCUGAACAAACGCCCGGAUGCGCCAGAAACCGAAAGAGGUUUCGGAAUCCUUGGAGGUGGACGCAACCCUCCGUUAGGGACGUUUGCCGAAUACGUCGUGGUGGAGAGAAAUCAGGUCAUUCGUUCUCCGGAUCAUCUUGAUGACGUUCAAGUCUCGGCUUGGCCUCUUGGUGGCCUAACUGCUUGGAGAGCCGCGAUUGUCAAUGCUGAAGCCUCGAAAGACCAAAAUAUUCUUAUUACCGGAAUCGGUGGAGGAGUGGCACUUCUUGCCAUGCAACUUUGUCUAGCCAAAGGCGCUAGUGUCUAUGUUACGAGUGGUAGCGAGGAAAAAAUCCGGAAAGCAACCGCUCUUGGAGCCAAGGGCGGAGUAAACUACAAAUUAAAGGAUUGGCCAUCGCAUCUCGUUGCCCUUCUGGCAAAAAACAGCGGAAAAUCCGCGAAGAUUGAUGCAGUUAUUGACUCCGGCGGCGGAGAUAUUAUGACACAAGUAAACAGUAUCUUAAAACAAGGCGGCAAAGUCGUGGUCUAUGGGAUGACCGCAAAUCCCCAAAUCAAGUUCACCAUGCGAGAAGUGCUUAAGAAUCAACGGCUUAUCGGUUCGACGAUGGGCUCCCUCAAGGAUCUCACAGACGCCACAAUGUUUGGACUGGAAGCUGCAGAAGAAGGCUUCGAGCUCAUGAAACGCGGGGAUCAGUUUGGAAAAAUUGUCAUUCGGAUUAAUGACAAGGCCAAUGCCAAGUUAUGA